AUGUCGGUUUCGAGACCCGGAUCUCCAAUUUGGCUGGGAAACCCCGACAUCCCCCCUCAGAGAGAUGGGUUCUACGUGAUCAAAGGUGUUGGCGGGGUGUAUAUCCCAAAGUUAUUGCUGGUCUUGGGAAAGGAAUUGAAGGGGUUCACAGGGAAAGUGCUUAGAAAGGCACUGGGGUUGGAUUCCUUACAGAAGCACUGCCGCUCAGGGUUGUCCUAAACCA
Klebsormidium nitens is the source of this 223-nucleotide messenger RNA. The record is from the annotation of a GenBank genome assembly. Lineage: Eukaryota; Viridiplantae; Streptophyta; Klebsormidiophyceae; Klebsormidiales; Klebsormidiaceae.